Molecule: messenger RNA, 1184 nt
Organism: Paramacrobiotus metropolitanus
Lineage: Eukaryota; Metazoa; Tardigrada; Eutardigrada; Parachela; Macrobiotidae
Product: proteasome subunit beta type-5-like
Exons: 6
Coding region: 129-983 (284 amino acids)
Cellular component (GO): proteasome core complex
Molecular function (GO): threonine-type endopeptidase activity
Source: RefSeq, a predicted model, not a curated record
UUGAUUUAUCUUCUCGUUUUGCACUUUUGUUCCAAAAUUACUUCGAAAAUUUUGGCAUUAUCCUCCGAAUAUAUUGUUUUACCACAAAUAUUUUUCUGUUCUACAGCAUUUUCUGUUUUCUAUUCACCAUGGCCCUUUCUCGCGUCUGCGGCGCUGAUUCCACAUGGGAAUCCCUGGACUUCUCCGCACCGCAGCCCGAAUGUCUGCAGGAUGUGCGUUUUACGCAUCCCGUCAGUAAUGAGUUCGCUGUGGGCCUUCCGCUACCGUCCAUCCACGGUAAGCAACGCGUAAUCCAGGCGCUGUUGGAGGACGAGAGCGACGUGCAGACGGAAGAACGUCUGGUGGCCAAUCCGCGUUCCCUCUUCCUCCACGGCACCACCACGCUCAGCUUCAAGUUCCAGGGCGGAGUUAUGGUGGCCGUCGACAGUCGGGCAUCCGCCGGACAACAGAUCAGUUCGCAGACGGUGAAUAAAGUGAUCCCCAUCUCACGCUUCCUGCUGGGCACGAUGGCCGGCGGUGCCGCUGACUGCACCUACUGGAUGCGCGUCCUCAACCGGCAGUGCCGCAUGUAUGAGCUGCGCAAUCGCGAACGCAUCACCGUGUCAGCGGCGUCCAAACUGCUCUCCAACAUGCUCUACGGCUACAAGGGCUACGGCAUCUCCAUCGGGUCAAUGAUUGCCGGAUAUGACAAACGAGGGCCGGGAUUGUAUGUUAUCGAUAACGAUGGACUGCGCGUGGCCGGCAACUGCUUCUCCAUUGGGUCUGGCUCGCCGUACGCCUUUGGAGUCCUGGACACAGAGUACCGCUAUGAUCUGACGGAGCCGCAGGCCUACGAGCUGGCCCGACGGGCCAUUUACCACGCCACGAUGCGUGAUCCCUACAGCGGUGGCAAUGUCAGCGUGUACCACAUCAAGGAGACGGGAUGGGUAAAGAUUGAAACGCAGGACGUCAGCGAUCUAUUCUACAAGGACCGUGGACUGUAAAACGAGGCGAAUUAAUUCCACUUUUGAUUAUAACUUUCUGAAAAUGCAGUUCUAUAUAAAAACACCAUUCAUUUUUAUACACAAUUGAUGUAACUAAUUGAUCCACUUGGUGAAUUGUGCGUUGGUUUAACUUGUUUGUCACCAUUAGGCGCAUUGUUCAUCCGCAUGACGGCAGCGUCAAAUAAACUCUGCGAAAAGUUG